UCCUCCUCCUCCUCCUCCUCCUCCUCCUCCUCUUGGAUCACACAAGCCCGCCUGCUUUCGUCCACUUUAUAUUUUUCCCCUCUCUCUUCGAAACCUCUCACUCUCUCCACUGUCUCUUGUCUCUUAUCUCUUCCUCUCUCUUCCUGUCUCUUCCCUCGCUGUCUGUCCUUCACUUCUCUUCAGCUGCCAGGAGCUCACCGGCUCGCCGCUCUUCCUUCAACCAGUGAGGAUCCAGAAGCACUCGGGACGAAGACUCUGUCAGCGGAAGUUGACUGCAGGGAGUAAAGACCCCAACAGCCCACUGAUGGGUGCUCAGGCAGAGCCAAGAUGGCAAUGAGCAGCAUCCUCAACACUGAUGACAUCAAGAAGGCUCUACAUGCAUUUGCAGCUGCUGACUCCUUUGACCAUAAGAAGUUUUUCGAGAUGGUGGGUCUGAAGGCCAAGCCUUUUGACGAUGUGAGGAAGGUCUUCACGGUGCUGGAUGCCGACAACAGCGGCUUCAUAGAGGAGGAGGAGCUCAAAUACGUCCUGAAGGGUUUUGCCAAAGAUGGCAGGGACCUGACAGACAAAGAAACCCAAAAAUUUUUAAAAGCAGCCGACAAGGAUGGAGACGGCAAGAUUGGAGUUGAUGAAUUUGCUGCACUGGUGAAAGAAUGAAGAGUCACCCGUAGUGUGAAUUACUAGUGCUUCAAGAUCACCUCCUAACCAUCGCAGCAUCCUGGCUCCCCCCCCCCCCCCCCCCCCCCCUGACUCCCAGCCCACUAGACUGCAGUUGAUUCCUGCUCCACACACUUCUGUGUGCGACCCCCCCUCCCCCUCCCCCCUAUCCACACAUCCUCAAAUAUUCUCAUAUCCUCGAGUUAUAUUCAUCCUACUUAUGUUAUCCUUUUUAUACAAACUGUUGUUGUGUUUACAUAUAGAUAUAAAACUUGCCUGCAGGAAUAAACAUCACAUUCUAGCAUUUAGUAGUAAAUAAAAAAAAGAGAAUAUCAUAGAAUAUAUUGAGAGAAAGACCUUCAUUCCCUUAUGUAUGUCCCACUUCACCCUAUUCUUAUAUUUCUUUUUCUCUUAGCCACCACUUCCCCUCUUACUUCGUGUUGUUGUUUUUCCCCUUCUCUGUCGAUUUCCCUUCACACUGUUCCCUAUCUGAAUUUGCUCCCCUCUUCUCCCCUCCCACACCAUCACCCCUACUAUCUAUUCAUACUUCUCCGUCCCUAUCCCCGCUGGUUAUGAGCUGUUGUAAAACAUACCAAAAGAAGAAAGAGGUCAAGCUGUGAAAAAGUAAAAUAAAAAAAUUAAAAAGCCUCAAGAACACCGACUCA
Molecule: messenger RNA, 1322 nt
Organism: Scophthalmus maximus (turbot)
Lineage: Eukaryota; Metazoa; Chordata; Actinopteri; Pleuronectiformes; Scophthalmidae
Gene: pvalb6
Product: parvalbumin 6
Exons: 6
Coding region: 328-657 (109 amino acids)
Cellular component (GO): nucleus; cytoplasm
Molecular function (GO): calcium ion binding
Source: RefSeq, a predicted model, not a curated record